AUGCGCGGUGAGACGACUCUGUUUUCUGGGAGAAAUGCAGGCGCUGACUGCAGCGAUAAAAGCAAUCGUGCUAUACCAACGCUGUCAGCGCGUCGGAGUGCAGCGCAAGUGAUUACAAGUGCCUUUUUGUAUGGCUCAAAAGACUCGGGUAUUAUGGGCACUGAAUAUUCGCAGUGGUUGGGAGUGAAGCAGUUGCCCUCUGCAAUGUCCUCCCAAACUGCAGGUUCCUCCGCGACUGGCACAAACACCCGAGGAACUGUCACAGCCACGGCAACUGUCACCAAGAACGCAAGCAGCAACAGCGAUAGUCAAACCAACGGCGCAUCACAACCGACAGCAACAUCCAGCACGUUAUCCUCGAAUAGCAGCAGCAGCAGCACUGCACAACACUCCGGACUAAGCACCGGAGCAAAAGCAGGCAUCGGCGCAGGUGUUGGAGUCGACGUCCUGAUACUCCUCGGACUGAUCGCCUUUAUCCUACUCCGAAACCGGCGCAAGAGGACACCCCAGGAAACACCCGAAGCGCGAGACCAGUCUAUGUCACUGAUGGAGUAUAAGCCGGAGCUCGAUACGAACCAGCCCCGAGCCUCGCGGGCUAACCAGAAACCUGCCGUGGCGGUUACUGCGGCCUAUGCGCCACCGGACGGCGCGAGCGAGCUUCAUUCGCAGCAUUUGUCGUAUCAGAUGCCUACCGGGGAGAACUCGUCGGAGUUGCCGUUCAGCCCUGCGCUGAACCAGCGACCUUUGUAUAACAAUCAGUAUGAAUUACCCGGUCAUUCGGCUGGACGGUAUGAGCUGCAAUAG
Aspergillus thermomutatus is the source of this 804-nucleotide messenger RNA. RefSeq lists its product as uncharacterized. The transcript is spliced from 3 exons. The coding region runs from base 1 to 804 and encodes 267 amino acids. The record is from RefSeq and is a predicted model, not a curated record. NCBI's taxonomy places the organism in Eukaryota, Fungi, Ascomycota, Eurotiomycetes, Eurotiales, Aspergillaceae.